Molecule: messenger RNA, 5360 nt
Organism: Mya arenaria
Lineage: Eukaryota; Metazoa; Mollusca; Bivalvia; Myida; Myidae
Product: T-cell-specific guanine nucleotide triphosphate-binding protein 2-like
Exons: 5
Coding region: 3346-4266 (306 amino acids)
Cellular component (GO): membrane
Molecular function (GO): GTP binding
Source: RefSeq, a predicted model, not a curated record
UAUAGGUAAAUCUAUCGUAUAAUCGGAAGACACAUUUAGAAGGAUUACUCAUAAUAAGUGUUUUGUGAUGACAAUGUUCACUUUAAGUAUGAGAUACCGUUGAUCGGACUUGCAUAAUUACAUCAAAACAUGUACUUAAAAACUGAAAAAGCUAUGUAUGACUGUUUACAAUGCAGUUUAACAAAGUUUGGAUUGCAUGGACAUCAUGAAGUUUGACUUUGAAGUGUUUCAUGUUCUUAAUUCGAGAAUAAUGUGCGAUUUCAAACGAAAAUGAACGUUCUGAAAAAACAUAACUAACAAAAUAAAACAAACAACAAACAACAACUUAUUUAUUUUGAUUGUUCAAGUAAUGCUGACAUUGUGACAGUGACAGUGCUUUUUGACAAUGUUUUUGUGUAUAAAAGUGAUUAUUAUCGCGAGGAAUAUCGCUCCGUUGAGCUCAAUCAAGGGCAAGGGACGUCGUUUGGUAACUAUUUGAAUACUAACCGGAAUAACCUGCAUUGAGUUCCUCUUCCGAUGAUGGUUCUAAGACGGUUAACCCCAGAUUCCCUUAGAAAUAUAGUUGAAUGAGUAUAUGAAAUGGCUGUACGUUAUAUUUCGUUUCUGUGUGUUCCCCUUAAGCGUUAUUCGCCUAUACGGUAUAUUGCCUGUUUAUUCAUUCAUCUAUGCAUUUGAUAUAAAGGUACUAAUAUUGUUCAGUUAAAUAUGGAUAUACAUUGGACCAUGAUCGCAGGGUUUUUGACAAUCAUCGCUUGGUUUUGGUAUUUCAAUUAAAAAAUGAACCGACUAAUGCAAGACAGGGGCCGACAUACUAUGUUAGUAAAAAAUGACAAGAAACAGCAAACGGAAGUAUACGCAGUCAACAUGAAUCAACAAACAAAAGUAGCCACAAUAAACAGAUAUCAACAAACAGAGGUAGCCAUCAUCAACGGAGAAGUGAUCACUACUGACAAACUUCAACAAACAGAACAAGAGACUGUUGACAAACAUCAACAAACAGAGGUAGCCAUCAUCAACGGAGAAGUGAUAACUACUGACAAACAUCAACAAGCAGAACUAGAGACUGUUGACAGAGAUCAACAGACAGAACUAGAGACUGUUGACAAACAUCAACAAACAGAACUAGAGACUGUUGACAGAGAUCAACAGACAGAACUAGAGAAUGUUGACAAACAUCAACAAACAGAGGUAGCCAUCAUCAACGGAGAAGUGAUAACUACUGACAAACAUCAACAAACCGAACUAGAGACUGUUGACAGAGAUCAACAGACAGAACUAGAGACUGUUGACAAACAUCAACAAACAGAAAUAGAGCAUGUUGACAGAGAUCAAGAGACAGAAAGAUGCACGUUGGAACAGACGGGAAAAGCGCAAGGUAAUGCGUGUCCAUUGCUUGUAUAAGUAAUUGUACGAUUUAGAACUUAACUGUUCUUUACGUGCCCAGCUAAGCACAAUGCCGAUUAGUGGGUUACGAUUGUAUGCAAGUUAGCUCAUAUAUUGAUGGACCAGCUCUUCAAACAUUUAAUUCAUGUAGUAUUUUUACUUUCGACUAAGCUCAAGUUUUUCUGUUUUAAAAUCCGGUUAAACUAUGACUUAUGCUCACCCCUAACGGUAAGAUUAAUUGUAAACUAAAUAGUCAUUUUACUUCAGGUCCGAAUUGUGUUAAAGAACAAAAACGGUUGUUUUCACAUAGCAACACAUUUAGAAGGAUUACUCAUAAUAAGUGUUUUGUGAUGACAAUGUUUACUUUAAGUAUGAGAUACCGUUGAUCGGACUUGCAUAAUUACAUCAAAACAUGUACUUAAAAACUGAAAAAGCUAUGUAUGACUGUUUACAAUGCAGUUUAACAAAGUUUGGAUUGCAUGGACAUCAUGAAGUUUGACUUUGAAGUGUUUCAUGUUCUUAAUUCGAGAAUAAUGUGCGAUUUCAAACGAAAAUGAACGUUCUGAAAAAACAUAACUAACAAAAUAAAACAAACAACAAACAACAACUUAUUUAUUUUGAUUGUUCAAGUAAUGCUGACAUUGUGACAGUGACAGUGCUUUUUGACAAUGUUUUUGUGUAUAAAAGUGAUUAUUAUCGCGAGGAAUAUCGCUCCGUUGAGCUCAAUCAAGGGCCAGGGACGUCGUUUGGUAACUAUUUGAAUACUAACCGGAAUAACCUGCAUUGAGUUCCUCUUCCGAUGAUGGUUCUAAGACGGUUAACCCCAGAUUCCCUUAGAAAUAUAGUUGAAUGAGUAUAUGAAAUGGCUGUACGUUAUAUUUCGUUUCUGUGUGUUCCCCUUAAGCGUUAUUCGCCUAUACGGUAUAUUGCCUGUUUAUUCAUUCAUCUAUGCAUUUGAUAUAAAGGUACUAAUAUUGUUCAGUUAAAUAUGGAUAUACAUUGGACCAUGAUCGCAGGGUUUUUGACAAUCAUCGCUUGGUUUUGGUAUUUCAAUUAAAAAAUGAACCGACUAAUGCAAGACAGGGGCCGACAUACUAUGUUAGUAAAAAAUGACAAGAAACAGCAAACGGAAGUAUACGCAGUCAACAUGAAUCAACAAACAAAAGUAGCCACAAUAAACAGAUAUCAACAAACAGAGGUAGCCAUCAUCAACGGAGAAGUGAUCACUACUGACAAACUUCAACAAACAGAACAAGAGACUGUUGACAAACAUCAACAAACAGAGGUAGCCAUCAUCAACGGAGAAGUGAUAACUACUGACAAACAUCAACAAGCAGAACUAGAGACUGUUGACAGAGAUCAACAGACAGAACUAGAGACUGUUGACAAACAUCAACAAACAGAACUAGAGACUGUUGACAGAGAUCAACAGACAGAACUAGAGAAUGUUGACAAACAUCAACAAACAGAGGUAGCCAUCAUCAACGGAGAAGUGAUAACUACUGACAAACAUCAACAAACAGAACUAGAGACUGUUGACAGAGAUCAACAGACAGAACUAGAGACUGUUGACAAACAUCAACAAACAGAAAUAGAGCAUGUUGACAGAGAUCAAGAGACAGAAAGAUGCACGUUGGAACAGACGGGAAAACGCAAGGUUUGGCCGUUGACAGCGACUUUGUCGGGGUUGUGAAAGAUGAGUUAGAAAAGUUUGAAAAUAGUUCAAGGGCUACCAAUUACAUCGAUAUAAAAAGAAAAAAUGGUACUAAAGGUUUAGAGGAAAAACUAAAGAUGUGAAUAAACAAAUGGAAGUCAACUAAAUUGAAUAUUGCAGUCAUUGGGCAAGCUGGUGUUGGAAAAUCUACUUUCAUUAACACAUUUUUAGGUGAUAGAAUUGCAGAGACAGGGCCUUUCGAAACAACAGUCAGAUGCGAACCUUAUUUUCACCCUAAAAAUAACAAUAUGGUACUGUGGGACGUUCCUGGAGUAGGAACACGUUCAUUUCCAAGAAAUGACUACCUGCAGAAAAUAAGCUUCCGAAGUUAUGACUUCUUUCUCUUAAUGCUAAGUGAAAGGGUUUAUGAAAACGAUUUAUGGUUAAUGAAGUGCAUUUUGAAAAUUAAAAAGAACGCUCACAUUAUAAGGUCAAAAACAGAUCAAGCGAUUGAAAAUGCCCAAAAGGAUUAUCCUGACCGUCCUAAAAAAGAAGUUUACGACAUGUUAAAAGAUCACAUCGUCAAAGAAUUCCUUUCUGAAAACAUUCGUGUAACAAACAUAUAUCUCAUAAGUGGACAUGAUGACAGCCGCUUUGAUUUCAAACUAUUAGUUUCAACACUUUUGCGCGAAACACCUGAUUUGAAACGCUGUGCAAUGACAUUGUCUGUUGCCCCCCUAUCUAAUGAUAUUAUAACAACAAAGGUGGACGUACUUAAGGAACGAACAAAUGCACACGCAUUGUUAUCAUCAAUGGUAGCCACAAUACCGAUACCAGGUGCUGGCAUUCUCGUACAGGUGGUUAUGUUGUACGAAGAAGCUAAUUUCUACAGAACGCAAUUAGGCACAGAUGAAGACAGCUUAAAAAAGAUUGCAGAAAGAGUACACUGCUCUGUUAAAGAUCUACAAAUAAAGUUAGACAUGAAGAUGCAUAUUAUACUUCGUACAAAAAUGGCUUUUUUAUCCUACUUAAGGACAAAUAUAGCAACAGAAGGGAUUCAAUCUGUUUUGAAACUAGCUAUCCCAUUAAUUGGAAGCCUCAUCGGGGUAGGAACAAACUAUUCGCUCUGCGUUUAUUCAUUGAGAAAAAUUCUAUCAGAGGUUGAGAAAGAAGCACGAAGCUUAAAUGCAUAUGUAGUGAAAUGGACCGAAAGUGAAAGCCAGAUUUAAAUUCUAAAUAAUUUGGUAAUCCAAAGUUAUUAUUUCUGUUUUUGUAAACGUUAUCCUUGUGCGGUUAUAAUAACUCAACAGUGAUUCGUAUUUGGUCUCACGUCUCGGGAAUGUUUAUGUUACAGUCAGAUGUUUUCUGUUUAAAUAAUUUAAAUAUAAAACAAACAUACAAAAUAUAUUGAGUAUGUCAGCUAAUUGAGCUCGCCUCCGAUUCAUAUUUGAGAGAAUAACUUUUUUAACAUUUUAAUAAUGUGUGAUGGUUUGUUGGCGUGCUCGUUAUUGUUUGUGUAUACAAGUUGUGACUUACCACGACUUGUCUAAAUCUUUGGUGUGUUUAUAGUUUGUUAACGUGCUUGUGAUGACUUUUAAAUUGUGUUUGAGACAAUCCUAUUUGAAAAAUGCUCGAAAAAAAGAGAUUUCUCAUAAAAAAAAUGCCAAUAUAUUUCAACAACUGACAUUAAAUAUUACUUUAAGUCGUCAACUUUUAGCUCUUUGUUUUCAUAUAUUGCAGCAAAUCUUGGAUGAGUUUAGCCCAGUAAAACUGUAUGGGAAAACAAGACAUAAGAAAGUAGCUUUGCGAUUAAGCUCUGUUAGGGUAAACUCUAAAACGAAUAAGUGUUAUAGCUUGAUUAACAUGCUAAACUAUAACAAGUCUUUUAGGGUGAAAAAUGUACAAGAGUUGAAUGUGUGAAGGAGAACAUAUACAUGCUUAUAACGAUAUAUUGCUAUGAACAAAUAGUGUUCACUAUUUUAGUGAUUAAAUUUGUGUCGUAAGUAAUUGUAUUAGUUUGAUAAGUAUAUUUAACUGUAGCAAAUAGAACUGUUAAGUCAUGUGUGUAUGUAAUUAAAAAAGAUCAUCUGUACAUAUUAUGUAAAUGUUAUGUUCCGUUUUUGUUUUGUAAUACUUUCUCUACCCGAAAGCCAUUUUGGCUUAAUCAAGUAUAAAAGAUGAUUUACAUAAACCCAGCCAUAUUUAAUUGACAUAUAAUUUGUCUUGAUAAAUGAAAACGUGUCAUAUAUUUUGUUUUAACCGACACUGCUGAGGUAAGACCAUCCAAUGUCAUAGAUAUUCUAAACAAAUAAACGCAUACAUA